AGUAUCGGGCAUCCCUUUACACUCCCCUUCAGAAAAACACAGCGGAGCGCACGAACACCAUCGGGUCUCUCAUUAAUCCUGCUUCAUAUAUAUAUUUCGGGAGAUUGACAUGCUGAGCACCGUGCUGAAACAACUGAAAAGCCACCCGGCUUUGAUUCCUCUCUUUAUCUUCAUCGGUGGUGGAGCGACCAUGUCUAUGCUUUACCUGGGCCGCCUUGCGCUGAAGAACCCUGACUGCUCAUGGGAUCGCAAGAACAACCCAGAGCCUUGGAACAAACUGGGACCAAAUGACCAGUACAAGCUCUUCUCGGUCAACAUGGACUACUCUAAACUGAAGAAGGACAGGCCUGACUUCUGAGCAGAGCCCAGUAACACUUGCUGCCCUGGAAGUCUAACACGGAUACUUGAUCUUAUCUGUGAAUGUGAAUUUUAAAUUAUUGAACAAACUGAAAGGGAGCACAUACACAUGCUGUGUAAUCUGAAUGUCUAUCUUUAGUCAGAAACAAUAUUUUGUACAGACAAAAAUCAAAGGAAAUGCAUCGUCAAACCCGUAUCAAUAUCAUCUGUGAUGAUAUUCCUGUUAUCCAAAUAAACACAACAAACAGCAAUAA
Puntigrus tetrazona (Sumatra barb) is the source of this 611-nucleotide messenger RNA. RefSeq names its product NDUFA4 mitochondrial complex associated b (gene coxfa4b). The coding region runs from base 110 to 358 and encodes 82 amino acids. The record is from RefSeq and is a predicted model, not a curated record. Lineage: Eukaryota; Metazoa; Chordata; Actinopteri; Cypriniformes; Cyprinidae. The transcript has 4 exons.